Apis mellifera (honey bee) is the source of this 9030-nucleotide messenger RNA. It is a transcript of the gene Vmat, whose product is annotated as synaptic vesicular amine transporter. The transcript has 13 exons. Lineage: Eukaryota; Metazoa; Arthropoda; Insecta; Hymenoptera; Apidae. Gene Ontology annotation, molecular function: serotonin:sodium:chloride symporter activity. Gene Ontology annotation, biological process: aminergic neurotransmitter loading into synaptic vesicle; transmembrane transport. The record is from RefSeq and is a predicted model, not a curated record. Gene Ontology annotation, cellular component: synaptic vesicle membrane; terminal bouton. Bases 3843 to 5582 code for a protein of 579 amino acids.
CCUCGUUCACUUUGAAACGGCAUAACAGUGUAAACGUUGAACCAUUUCAAUGCGUGAGACAGAGUACAAUAACGAGAUGAGUUUAAUAAAACGGAGAAAACGGAGUUUCAAGGGAUAGGAAAAAAAGAAAAAAAAGAAAAAAAAUGGAAAAAGUGGAGGAAAAAGUGAGUCAGACGCAGAAAAAGAAAAGGAAAGGAAAAAGGAACGUGGUCUGUGCCAAAUUUCGAACGGAUUGGUGGUCGCCGUCGGAUACGAGCCAGAGGCGAGAAAUCGAUUUGUCGUCCAACUUGUUGAGGCGCGAAGCAACAGUUUGCCUUUUAAACGCCUCUCCUGUUCUCCACGAUUCCUUUCAUCCUCCUCCUCCUCCACUGAUUUUUAUUUUCGAUUUAUUCUUUCUCCACCUCUCUCGUAUUAACAACAACUCGGCAAGGAUGUAUAAACUUGAUUUACGUUUUCGUGGAAAAAGUCGAUUACGUUUCAGAUAGUUGCGUCGCGAUUAAUCGCCCCCCUUUCGCGUUUGUUGCUACUUGGUUAAGUAUGGAGUUGCAUUAUUAAGUUGUCUCGAAGAUACGAUCGAGCUAUUCAUUCGGCGGAACUGUGCUAUUCCGGUCUGUUCGGUCUGGCAGUAGCGGUACUAAUUGCUUCUCAAAGUGGAAACUAACUUUGGGAGAAGCGAGAGAGUUGCCGUGGCGCGGCGGGGGAGUGGGUGGGGGCGCGGGCAAAGGUUGCCGGAAAUCCGAUCUGACGAACACCCUCUUCAAACGAUUCAUCCGUUGGACCGGUUACACCCUGCGUAUCCGAUACUUGUAUUGGAUAUUCCUCCAAUUACUUUUUCCCUUCGACGAGUAAAAAUUCGAGAAAGAAUCAAUUAAGAAUCCAUUAACGAAACUUCUCUUCGUUUAUUUCUUUUUUUUUUUUUCUUUCCAUUCCUCGGGAAUAAAUAAAUUGAACCGCUUCUAGAUUUUUUUUUUUACGUACACAAGAUUCUCUCAAAAGAAUAGAAUAAUUUAAUUAAAAAAAAAAGAGAGAGAGAGAGAGAGAGGAAUGUUCGAGCUAAUGUGAUUCAAGCUUAUUGGGAUAGAAAAUAUGGAGAAUAAUGGGGUCGGUAAUCGAGUCGGUAGGGUGCAUUAACUCUCGAGUAAAAAUCGAGAAUUGAUACCGAAAGGUGUCAAGAGGCGAAUCAUAUAGAGUGUAAGAUAAAUCGAGCCGGUUGACGGUCGACACGAUUUUUCUAUUAGCUCGCCUUUCUCGAUAUACCGCGUGUACGCGCUAUGUACGUAGAAUCUCGUACGGUGGCGCUCUACCAGUGGCGAAAAGAGAAAAUGGACAUAAGAAUAGGAGGGAGCGAGGCUGUAUUGUGGGGCAGGUCUGCUGUCGAUCAAAUUCGAAAGCGGGAAAUGUAUGGAAAAAAAAAAAGAAAAAAAGAAAAAAGGAAAAAAAGGAUGGUCGAGUGGGAACAGGUGGAAAGUGUGUGAUGAAGGAGGCGAGUGCGCGUUCAUCGGAAUGAGGUCGGACGAGUUUCCACUCGGUCACUUCAUCAACGCGGAGCCAACUAAACUGUCAAUCGCAAAACCACUACCGCGUCAAACCCUUUCGACGACAUCUAGAUUCUCGUCGAUAAACGCCAAGCCACUUGAGCCAUCGAUCCCUCCCGCCUCGAUUCGCGCUCCCGCGCUUCACACGACUUCUCGAAAAUUCGAUUCGCGCCACGACCGAUUAACUCCUCGCCUUUCCAUCAUGCACACGCGCAUGCGUGGAACGUGAUAAACCGAGAGAAACGCACGUUCCGUCGCUACGUAAUAUUUUCCUUCAUUUCACGCGUGAUUCUAGACCCAAAGAAAUCUUGACGAGUCCUUCUGUCUAAAAAAAAGAAAGAAAGAAAGAAAUAAAUAAAUAAAUAAAGAAAAAGUAGCCUUCUUCGAUCGAUGAUUCGUUCGUUAACAUCCGACUCCUCGGUUUAACGAUUGGAAACGAAAAAUAGAAAUUGUACAUUGUUGAAAAGGAAGAACUCUUCCUCGAGAAGAAGGUGGGCCAGAAGAAGAUGAAAGAGCCAGUAAAGACUUCUCUCUAGUAGAUAUAGAGAGGAACUGCUCGCGGUCAUUCUUCGCCGUAAUUACCGAACAGAUAAGAGAAUGAAACACGACGAAAAGAACGGAAAGCAAAGCUGUGGAGAGCGAGGUGGAGGAGGAGUGGAGAAGGAGGAGGAAGCCGAGCAAAGUGGUAAGAGAAAAAUCUUCUUCGGUCCUCUUCGAGAAUAAUGCACGCACCCAGGGGACCUGGCUUUCAGGAAAAUGCUGAUUGCUUCUCUCUCUUCAUCUCCACCGCCACGCCCCCCCUAUCACCUCUCCCUCCGUUAACUCUUCGCGAUUUCUACUAUCUCCGCCGAUUCUCUUCUUCUUCUUCGACCGUUCCUCUUUUUCUCGGCCUCUAUCCCUCUUUCCUUCUCUCUCUCUCUUUCUCUCCGUCGGUAUCUUAUCGAUACUGUUUCACUUGUUCUCUCAUCUCCAGGGACACCCGCAUAUCUAUCCGCAUAUAAAGACGGUUCUCUGCAACGAUAUAUGAAUUGUAUUGUGGAAAAUGGAAAUCUCGUAGAAUAUAUAUAUAUAUAUGUAUAUUCAUAUACGGAAUAUUGAGAAAUUUUGAGAAUGCAUGAGAAGAGAUUUUAGAUGCACGAUUGAAGCGAUUGGAUGAUCGAGGGAGAGAGAUAAUGAGUAAAUGCAAGGUCAGAAAGAUCGUAAACUAGCCAAAGGCUAUUUCUUGGGAUUAAAGACUUGGUUAAGAUUAAUCAAUAACACGGCUUGUUAAAGCCACGUUCCUCGGGCAUGAUUGCAGUUUGCAUUACUACGUUCUUUUGCAGAUUUGAAAAAUUGCCUCGUGUUGACUGAAUUUUUACCCGACUUUCGAUUAAUUAUAUCGAAUGGAAUUUUUUUUUUUCUAAAAUCUUAUUGUCAUUAUUAGAUAAUUUUUUUAAAUAACCAAGCUGCAGAAUACUGUUUCAAAUCUGUUUAAUCCAUUUUCUUCGUGUGUUCACCAAUACGCACGAUUUGAGUCGAGAUAUAAUCCUUCGAAAUUAUACGUCGUAUUAUUAUACCGACAAUCGUAUAAAUCACAUACGGACGAAACGGAUGAUGGAAAAGUGUGUACAUUAGAACGGGCGAAAGCCAAAUGAAGUUUAUCUCGAGGAAGCCAACCCUCUUGAAGGCGACUCUCGUCGUCACAGAUUCCAAUCUUCUCUCCAUUCUCUUCGUCAUCGGUGAUCUAUCGAUUGCACGAGUUUUCGCCGAGAUUCUCGUCGCCGUUCCCUCCCCCCCCCUCUCUCUCUCUCACUCUCUCUUUUGUCGACUCUUGUAAAAAUCGAGAAAGCGCCUUUUUAAUGAGGGGAGGAGGGGAGGUGAGGUAGGAAUCAUAGCCAGGUACCGCUUUGGACGGCCUUAAUGGUUUCCUAUUCACGAGAAGCGUGCGAAAAUUAGCCGAGCUAAAAGCAUCGGGUAAUCGAGUUAUUACGAAUAAAAGAGGAGCGGCAACGGCAUCGCCUGUAGAAUGGUUGCGCGAUAGUUGAUGCUAGAUACCGUUAAAAGCGGCCAAUUAAUGCCGUUAAUUCUAUAGCCCAACCAUCGAACGAUCCACCUUCGAAUCGUCGAUAAUCGUAUUUUAGGGUGGGCUAUAGUUCAUGCUGUUUAUUAUUAUAUGUGCCACCGUUAUAUAGCAUCAAUUUUCCGCUUCGUCCCGCCUUUCUUCUUCCUUCUUCCUCUCUCUUUAAUUAUCCUUUUUUUUUGCUUCAACGAUCACCGUAAUAUUAUGUGGCCAGCGAGAUCAACGCAAAUGUGUGAAAUAUAUCCUCGAUGUUCAUGUAUCAUCGAUGUUUCGCGAUCAGUGAAAUAGCCAUCUCCAAAGUGGUUGAAAAUUAUUUCUCGAACAAUCGCGAGUUGCGCAAAGGAGAGACUGGGACUAGAAAAUGCUUAGAAAAUACUGCAUCGUCCGAGGAAACGGGAGGGGCGAAUCACGGAGCGAGAAUGGGUGGGGGAGAAUGGAAUGGUUGGUUGCAACGAUGUCGAGAAUCGCGAAGAUUGGUCCUCGUGAUCGUCGCUAUUGCUCUACUUUUGGACAAUAUGCUCCUGACCACGGUCGUUCCAAUUAUACCAGAGUUUCUGUACGAUAUCAAGCAUCCGAAUGCAACGUUGAGCCAACAUUUCGAACAAAAUGGACGAGCAACGGUGACCACUGUUCAUCCAACGAGUAUCAAUAUCGUGACCUCCACGAGCCCGAGCGUGACCACCACGCCGAAAUGCCUCUGCACGUCGGCCAAGACCAAUGAAUCUCAAUUGGAAUUUCUUUACCCGAGCACACCGUCCACCGUCGAGUCGACAACGGGUUUGCUCGGGACAACGAGCAGUAGCGAAACGGGUUCAACGGCAGAAUCGGAAGAGAAACAACGACAUCGCGAGUUACUUCAAGAAACGGUCGCCGUUGGUAUAAUGUUCGCCUCGAAGGCGUUCGUUCAAUUGCUGGCAAAUCCGAUUGUCGGCCCCCUCACCCACAAGAUCGGUUACAGCAUACCCAUGUUCACCGGUUUUAUUAUUAUGUUCAUUUCCACUCUGAUAUUCGCGUUUGGCCGAAGUUACGGCAUUCUUUUCCUAGCAAGAGCGCUUCAAGGCGUUGGUUCGUCGUGCUCGAGCGUAUCUGGUAUGGGCAUGCUUGCUGAAAGAUAUCAAGAUGACAAAGAGCGUGGAAACGCAAUGGGUAUCGCGCUCGGUGGAUUGGCCCUUGGUGUUCUCAUCGGCCCACCAUUCGGCGGUGUAAUGUACGAAUUCGUUGGGAAAUCGGCACCGUUCUUGAUACUAUCCGCCUUGGCACUUGGUGAUGGAAUUUUACAACUUCUGGUGCUUCAACCGUCCGUCGUGUACACUGAAGCGGAUCCACCAUCGUUAAAAACACUAAUCACUGAUCCUUAUAUCGUUUUGGCUGCUGGUGCAAUAACAUUCGCCAAUAUGGGUAUCGCUAUGCUCGAGCCCAGUCUUCCAAUUUGGAUGAUGGAUACGAUGUGUGCAAGUAGAUGGGAACAAGGUGCUACGUUUCUGCCUGCAAGCAUUAGUUAUUUAAUUGGAACUAAUCUUUUUGGACCGCUUGGGCAUAGAAUGGGCAGGUGGUUAGCUUCAUUGAUCGGUCUCGUUGUGAUUGGCAUUUGCUUGAUGUGUAUACCUCUGGCUAGAAGUAUCAACCAUUUGAUCGUACCUAAUGCAGGCUUGGGAUUUGCCAUUGGUAUGGUGGACAGUUCGAUGAUGCCCCAAUUAGGAUAUUUAGUGGACAUACGACAUACUGCUGUUUAUGGAAGCGUGUAUGCCAUUGGAGACGUUGCGUUCUGCUUAGGUUUCGCAAUUGGGCCUGCUUUGAGUGGUACGUUAGUGAACAGCAUCGGUUUUGAAUGGAUGUUAUUUGGCAUUGCUAUUUUAAACUUUAUUUAUGCUCCAUUGAUGUACUUUUUACGAGCACCGCCAACGAAAGAAGAGAAAAAGUCAUUGAUAAUUGGUGAAAAGUCGUCUGUACGCUACGUGACGUAUCAGAACGAGGAGGAAGAACAAUAAUUGAAAGGAUGAUUUCGAAUACGCAGUCCAUUCCCUGCACUCUCGAGAUGGAACAACGAGAUUAACACGAUGAAAGAAUUCUAUGUCGAUAAUGUUUCCAAAAAUAAUAAUUAGACUAAAUAUUAUUUACUCCUUUGUUUAGCGCAAACUGUAUAUAUACACAUAGUAUGUAGUGAUUAGAUCGUAAGAAUAAGUGUGUGCGUUCAAAAAAUCGUAUGCGUCGAUGACGCAUUAGCUAACAGAUAUAUUGAUUGAUUGAUCGAGGCACCGAAGUAAAAAAUACAUUGAUAUAUCAUUCGAUCGUCAAAUACGUCGAAUUUUUAAUCAGAGUUGAGAUAUUGUCGACCUUUCAAUGAUCGUUAAUUUUUAUUUAUAAAAGGAGAAUCGCCUGCUUUGGAUUCCCUGAAUGGCUGCAGGGAAACCGCAAUAAUAAUAAUGAGCAGGUACGAUGAAGAGUUCUCCAAAUUCUUAAUAAUUAAAUCGAAUCAAAUAAAAAGUUUUAAAUAUUGUCAUGAUUGUUUUCUUCACUUGAAUAAUAAUCAUGGAGGAAGGCGAUGUCUCAACGAUUGGAAAUUCGCAGCUUUGUUUUUUAACGAGGAAGGGGAAAAAAGAAGAAAAAUUGAAUUUAGACACGUUCUUCGACGCGAUGCUUCAUAUUUGUCCGAUCAAUCCGAUAAUUUAUCGGAUUGAUCUUAUUAAUUCUUCGUGCUCUAUCAUCGCUUACUUGAAAGUAAAGCUGAAUGAAUAUUUCUUGAAUAUGAUCGGAUGUAUUCAAAGUAAAUAAACUGUAGUCAUUGAAGAAAGGAAUUGCUAAAACAUUCGACGAAUUUGCAAAUUACAAGAUAUUUUAUGCGAAUUCGCGGCGGAAAACUAAACAAUUUAUUUAUUUAUUUAUUCUUUUUUUAUAAAUGUAAUGCAUGUCAAGAUAAAUUCUUCUUGAAAGGGAACUAUGUAGAAACAAAACUCGUAUAUAUUCGACAACGCCGUUCUCUUUCUUCUUAAUAAUUCCAUAUAAUGCAUAAUGCAGAUAUAGAUCAUUUAGAAUAACACAAUGCAGUAAAUAGAAUAUAUAGAUAGAAUAUAUUUAUAGAAAUAAGUAAUGUUUACAUGUGUGUAUAUCGAUAUAAAGAUAUCUUCGUUGAUCAUUAUAUUUGUUGUUUCAUCGUGAAAAAUGCAUGAGAUUGUUAAGAAUAGAAAUUAUAUGGUAUGUUUAUGACUGUAUAAAGGAUCCUAAGCUAUUGUGAAUGGAUAUGGAGAAACAAAGGAACUAAUUGGAUUGUUAUAUUACAAUUGCCUAUUAUUAUAAAUCUAUGACGAUAAUAUUAUUCUAACAAAAAAAUUGAUUUUUAUCGUAUAAUAUUUUCUGAUGCAUGAAAUUAUUAUACUAUAUCUUUCUAAUAAUGUAAAACGAAUUCGAAUCUUCGCAGAUUCUGUACAUUCAUAUGUGUUAUUAUAUUAUUAUAAUAAUAUGUAUAAUAGAAAGAGAUAGUAUCAAAAAAGAUUAGUAUCAAAGUGAGAAAUAAAAAUUAGGUUAGAAUUUGCAUUAUUCAAAUUUGAAUAAAAUAAAAAAUAAUUAAAGAGAUAUAUAUAUAUAUAUUAUAAUGAAAAUAUAAUAAAAAUAUAGUUGACGAAGAACAGUUUUCUACCGCGAAUUCAGUGAAUUCUCGAGGUUGCGUUACGUUAUCACGCGAACGCCGACCUACUCCCGAUAAGAAACGCGAGUCAAUUCGAUUUGCAAAUUCAUCGCGAACGUUUGACACGAUCGAGCGUUCUUGAGAGAGAGAGAGAGAGAGAGAGAGAGAGAGAGAGAGAGAGAGAGAGAGAGAGAGAGAGAGAGAGAGAGAGAGAGAGAGAGAGAGAGAGAGAGAGAGAGAGAGAGAGAGGAAGAGGAGGAAAAAGAGGAGAAAUAGAACGAGGGCAUCGUAUUUGAAAAUGAAUCGAUUAAUGAUUUCGAUUUACAGAACCGAAUAUUAAAAAUUAAAAAAAAUUUCGUUAAGAAACGGCGAAAUCGUCAUCUCCGCAUCGAUAUGCAUAUAUAUAUCGGGUAUAAAUUUUCUGUAUUGAUAUUAAAAAUGCGAUAUUAUAUUCUCGUUAAAGAUUCUUUAUAUUUCUGUAAAUAUAAAAAAGACAUAUGUAUUUACAUAUGUAUUUAAGAAGAAAUUAUAACAGAGUGUAAUCAAAACUCGGCGUCAACUUCAUUGUUUAAUCGACAAUGAUAAUUUGCCAGCUUCUUUUUCAUUUUCAUUCUCUUUCUUUUUUUCUGCCACGCAUGAUAGAACCUCGAUCGUGAUGUAUAUAUCAUCUAUUUUAUCGAUGUAAUGAUAUCACGCUUUUACAACUUCUUGACCGUGCUCCGCGUCAAACGAAUAGAAAGAAAAAUCUUAGCGAUUAACUCGUCGAUAGCUGCUAUUGCAAACAGACAAUAAUCGAUAUAUCACGAGACGAAAGUUUCUUUAUAUGCAACGUUUAUUGUUAUUUAAUGAAACCUUCGUUUCGAUAAAUUACGUGUCCUUGAUCAAUCCAUUUAAAUUCGACAAAUUGUUCAAUAAGAGUUUCAUUCGACUUAAAAAGAAACCAGAACGAAGACGAAACUAGAACAACCGCAUAUGUAUAGGCAUAAUUUAACCUCGGAUAGGCAUUGCGCACAGGCACAACCCAUUAAACUUCUACAUUUCUUUCCUUUUAUUCUUUGUCGUUUUAACAUAUAUACAUACAUAUAUACAUAUAUAUGUUUAACCAGCUGGUGUAUGGGUCCGAUUUAAUCUGCCUGUGUAAUUGUUGAAAAACAGUAAGAUUCAAAAAGAAGAAAGGUAUUUUUUAUUCUCGAUAUUGUGUGUGCAUACUUGUGUGUGUGUGUACUUGCGUAACCUUGUACUAAAGUGCGUAAAAAAAGCAUGCAUUUAUAAAGGAAAAAUUAUGUGAGAGGGAGUUAGAAUAUGUACGCAUAUCGGAUCUGAAAAUCGUCUGAUUUUCGCCCAGUGGUAUUAAUAUUUGAACGCGAUGCUCCAAAACUUCGAAUUCUUAUCUCGUAAGAUCGCUGCGAACAAACUUUAUUUUAAUGAGUCGUAUUAUUCGACGUUACGUGUCGUUGAAAAAACCAUUAUAUGUUUACAUGUAUGUUGUUCAAUAACAUAUUUAAAUAAAUAUUUGCGUGUUUAACAUGAAAAAUUACUAUACAAUAUAUUAUCGUAUGUCUGGAAUAAUUAGAAUAAAGCAUUAAAAUUUCUUCGAUUUCCUAUCAUUAACCACGCAAUAUUCUUUUUUACUGUGAUAUAAUAGGUAUUUCAAUAUACACAUUAUAUACAUGUGUUGUGUACAAUAUAUAUACACAAUAUUUAAUUUAUUUAUUCUCUAGUGUAGAAAAAUAUUUUGUUAAAGAACACAUAUUAAUAUGAUCGAUUCCACGGAUAAAGUCAGAUUCUAUGUUAACAAAAAAAAAAAAAAAAAA